This is a messenger RNA of Scutellospora calospora, 140 nucleotides long. Lineage: Eukaryota; Fungi; Glomeromycota; Glomeromycetes; Diversisporales; Gigasporaceae. The record is from the annotation of a GenBank genome assembly.
AUGGAUUAUUCAGAAGACGAAAAUGAUUAUGGCGACUACUUAGAAGAUCAUGAAAGUGAUGAUGAUGAUCAAAUGGAAGAUGUUCAAUCUACUUCUGAUAAUUUUAUAGUUGAACCAUCAAAUGAUCAAGGAAAAAUAAU